Molecule: messenger RNA, 2924 nt
Organism: Diabrotica virgifera virgifera (western corn rootworm)
Lineage: Eukaryota; Metazoa; Arthropoda; Insecta; Coleoptera; Chrysomelidae
Product: zinc finger protein 493
Exons: 2
Coding region: 242-2569 (775 amino acids)
Biological process (GO): regulation of transcription by RNA polymerase II
Molecular function (GO): DNA-binding transcription factor activity; RNA polymerase II cis-regulatory region sequence-specific DNA binding
Source: RefSeq, a predicted model, not a curated record
AGUCAAAAAUCUCAAAUCUCAACACGUGAGAUGACGCCGGUGGGCCGGUGGGCCGGUGAUGAAGUGACGUGGACGUUAACGGACAACGACAACCAAACGACAACAUAACAUGGGAAUAUGGAAAUAAACAUCUUCCAUAAUAUGGAAUCCAUAUCACUGGAAUAAACUGAAACUGAACCCUACACCUAACCCAUUUGAAGAAAACCAAGAAACUGAAAAAGGUUAUCUCCAAGAGAACAAUAUGGAGGCACUAAAUGAAGAUUCAUCCCACGAAGAAAAUGACAUGGAUCCACGUGCUGAAGGAGAAAGUGAAAGUGAAGAUUCAUCCUACGAAGAGAGUGACAUAGAUCCACGUGCUGAAGGAGAAAGUAAAAGCGAAGAUUCAUCUCACGAAGAAAGUGACAUGGAUCCACGUGCUGAAGGAGAAAGUAAAAGUGAAGAUUCAUCUCACGAAGAAAGUGACAUGGAUUCACGUGCUGAAGGAGAAACAGUAAAUAAAAAUAUGACAGUUGUGGACAAACAAUUGGAAACACACAUUGGAAAAAAAUCUCACAAGUGUGAAAUCUGUUUAAAGCCGUUUACUCGAGCUGAUAUUUUGAAAUCACAUAUGAUUACUCACACUGGAGAAAAACCUCACAAGUGUGACAUUUGUUUUAAGCAAUAUAGUACAGCAGAAAUUUUGAAAACACACAGAAGACUACAUACUGGAGAAAAACCAUUCAAAUGUCAAUUUUGUUUUAAAGAGUUUUCUGAUCGAAGUAAUUUAAUAAGUCAUUUGAGAGUGCACCCUGAAGCAAAAAAACUGCGGAGGGUAAAGUGUGGAAUUUGUUCUAAGCAGUUUGCUAAAAAGAAAUCUUUAACUUUACACAUGAAAGAUCACACUGAAGGAGAAGCUUACAAAUGUAACAUUUGUUUUAAGCUUUUUACGCUAGCAGGUAAUUUAAAAGCACAUUUGAGAAUACACACGGGAGUAAAACCUCACAAGUGUGAAACGUGUUUAAAGCAGUUUUAUACAACAAGAGAUUUGAAAAGACAUUUGAGAGUGCACACUGGAGAAAAAAAUUAUAAGUGUGAAAUUUGUUUUAAGUUAUUUAGUGAUGCAGGUCGUUUGAAAAUGCAUUUGAGAAUACAUACUGGAGAAAAACCUCAUAAGUGUGAAGUAUGUUUGAAGCAGUUUAUUACAGCAACUCAUUUGAAAAGACAUUCGAUAGUGCACACUGGGGAAAAAACUCAUAAGUGUGAAAUUUGUUUUAAGCACUUUAGUGAAGCAUAUAAAUUGAAAGCACAUUUGAGAGUGCACACUGGGGAGAAACCUUAUCAGUGUGAUGUUUGUUUUCAAAAGUUUACUUCAGCACAAUAUUUGGAAAAGCAUUCGAUAGUACACACUAAAGGAAAACCCAAGUGUGAAAUUUGUUUUAAGGAGUUUACUACAGAACAAGCUUUGAAAGUACAUUCAAGAAUACACAGUGGAGAAAAACCUCACAAAUGUGAAAUUUGUCCAAUGCAGUUUACCUUAGCAAGUUCUUUGAAAGCACAUUUGACAGUACACUCUGGGGGAAAACCUCACAAGUGUGAAAUUUGUUCUAAGCAAUUCAGUAGGGAAACUCAUUUAAAACUACAUGUGCGAACACAUACUGGAGAUAAACCGUUCAAAUGUGAAAUUUGUUCUAAACAGUUUACUGAUCAAAGUUAUUUAAAAAGACAUUUGCUAUCACACUCCGAAGAAAAACCUCAUAAGUGUGAAACUUGUCCUAAACAGUUUACUACAGAAACAUCUUUGAAAGCACAUUUGAGAGUGCACACUGGGGAAAAACCUCACAAGUGUGCAAUUUGUUUUAAGCAAUUUAGUGAAGUAAGUAAUUUUAGAGUACAUUUGAGAACCCACGGAGGAGAAAAAUCUCAUAAGUGUAAAAUUUGUUUUAAGCAAUUUAGUGAAGCAAGUUAUUUGAAAAGACAUUUGAAAGUGCACACUGGGAAAAAACUUCACAAGUGUGAAAUUUGUUUUAAGCAAUUUAGGGAGUCGGGUAAUUUGAAAGCACAUUUGAGAGUACAUUCUGGAGAAAAACCUCAUAAGUGUGAAAUUUGUUUUAAAGAGUUUUCCCUAUCAAAUAACUUGAAAAGACAUUUGAGAGUGCACACUGGAGAAAGACGCUACAAAUGUGAAAUUUGUUCUAAGCAAUUUACUUCAGCAACUUAUUUGAAAUCACAUUUGAGAGUGCACACUGGGGAAAAACCUCAGAAGUGUGAAAUUUGUUCUAAACAAUUUAGUGAAGCAGCUAGCUUGAAAAGACAUUUAAAAACGCAUACUGAAGAAAGACCUUUUAAGUGCAAAAUUUGUUUUAAGCGGUUUAGUCAAGCAAUUCAUUUGAAAACACAUUCGAAAGUGCACACCAAGCAAAAACCUCAUAAGUGCGAGAUUUGUUUUAAGCAAUUUUCUAAAACAAGUACUUUAAAAAAUCACUCGAAAAUACACGCUGAAGAAGAACUUUACGAAUGUGAAAUUUGUUUGGAGGAAUUUCGUGAACGAAGUGAUUUGAAAACACAUUUGAGAGUGCACUCUAAAGAAUAGUCUUGACAUUUGUUCUAACUCUUCGGCACACCGGAUUCAAAUUUGAACAACCAAAUUUUUGCUACAUGUUGCACACUGGUCCAGAAAUAGAACCACUUACUAAUCUAUUUUUAUCAAGUUACACCUACGCAAGAGAUUUGUGUUACUUAUUCCGUCUGUCCCUAUUAAAUACAUUUAAUUGUAGUUUUCUUGACGUUUGUAAAUUAUAUGAUAGUUGUCAAAAAUAAUAGCGUAAGAAAUAGCAUUGUUCUUGAUUCUCUUUUUAGGUUUGUAUUUUUUAAGUUAUUUUAGUUAAAUUACUCUUGUUAAUCUAUAUUGUACAUAUUUUAAAAAUAAUAAACUCUUUUUAGAUGAA